Messenger RNA from Procambarus clarkii (red swamp crayfish), 630 nucleotides. The record is from RefSeq and is a predicted model, not a curated record. NCBI's taxonomy places the organism in Eukaryota, Metazoa, Arthropoda, Malacostraca, Decapoda, Cambaridae.
AUGGGCCGACACGACCCUUUCACCUUCCCUGGCCCCUGGGUGAUGGGCCGCCACGACCCCUUCACCUUCCCUGACCCCUGGGUGAUGGGCCGCCACGACCCCUUCACCUUCCCUGACCCCUGGGUGAUGGGCCGCCACGACCCCUUCACCUUCCCUGGCCCCUGGGUGAUGGGCCGCCACGACCCCUUCACCUUCCCUGGCCCCUGGGUGAUGGGCCGCCACGACCCAUUCACCUUCCCUGACCCCUGGGUGAUGGGCCGCCACGACCCCUUCACCUUCCCUGGCCCCUGGGUGAUGGGCCGCCACGACCCCUUCACCUUCCCUGGCCCCUGGGUGAUGGGCCGCCACGACCCCUUCACCUUCCCUGACCCCUGGGUGAUGGGCCGCCACGACCCCUUCACCUUCCCUGACCCCUGGGUGAUGGGCCGCCACGACCCCUUCACCUUCCCUGGCCCCUGGGUGAUGGGCCGCCACGACCCCUUCACCUUCCCUGGCCCCUGGGUGAUGGGCCGCCACGACCCCUUCACCUUCCCUGACCCCUGGGUGAUGGGCCGCCACGACCCCUUCACCUUCCCUGGCCCCUGGGUGAUGGGCCGCCACGACCCUUCACCUUCCCUGGCCCCUGGGUGA